Symbiodinium sp. CCMP2592 is the source of this 1236-nucleotide messenger RNA. The record is from the annotation of a GenBank genome assembly. NCBI's taxonomy places the organism in Eukaryota, Dinophyceae, Suessiales, Symbiodiniaceae.
AUGUCGAAGAUGCUGUGCCUGCUGAAUGCUCCCACGGUUGCCAAGAAACUUGGCAAAAAGUGCAGAGAGCCCAAGCUGGAGAUGCUUGAGGCGCUCAAGUUUUGUGCGCUCAACCUGAACAAGAAGUCACCGACCCUCGCCGAACGGGAGGUGGAAGAUGAGCACAACUGCGAUUUUCUCAUGGGCUUUUUGGCCCUUUUUGCUCACGACCUGCCCACACCAGGGGAGAUGCAGGUGGCACUUUGCAUCGCCAGCCAGAAGUACAACUUGAAUCCCGGCCUCAAGGGGUUUGCACAGCACUGUGAAGCUUUGCUGCAUUUAUUCCAGAUAGAUUCCAGCCCUUUCCGCCAAUUGAUGUUUGCAGCAUGCCUCCAGUCGGAUCAUGAGGACACACAAGUUCCGGAAAGCCCCUGCACCCCGGGUUCAGGAGUGAAGCCUGAAUCUGGAUUCCACACUUUGGAUUUCGAGGAAGCCAGCAUGCAGGAAGAAGGGCAGGAGGAAGAGACACCCACAGAUGAUGAGUGUAUGCUUGUGACUCCUGUUGAAGAGGAUGCAAAUGCAUUGGAGGAGUGCCUCCAGGAGUUUGAAGAUCAUGAUGAGUGUGAAGAUCAUGAUGAGUGUAAAGAUGAAGAGGCUUCCCAAAGUGCGGGUGAAAUGUGCGGAGAGGAGAAGAAAAAAGGCAAAGACGCGGAAGAGACCACUGCUGCCAUGAAGGUGGACGUUGCAUUGGGUUUGAUAGAUGACCGGAAGCCAUUGACAGAGAUGCCAGAAGUUUCUGAGACGCUGGAAGAGCAGGCAAAAGCCUCCUUGAGGCGUUUGAAUGCCAUGGAACCAGGAGAGGCCAUGGAUGAGGAAGGGGAAGAAGGAAAUGAGAAGCCUUCUAAGAGAUCGGCUGCUGGCUGUGGUAAAGGCAAGAAGUUGAGGAAAAAGAAAACAAAGAGGAAUUUGAGCAAGGCAUUGGAGGCAGCAAGAGCGCCGAAGGAGGCUGAGGGAAGCAAGGGCUCAGAAGAGCAGAAGGAUCAGGAUAAAGAGAAGGAUGAGGAUGAAAAGGAGGAUGAGGAAAAAAAAAAGACUGAGGAAAACCCUGCCAAGUCCAAGAGGUCUGCCAAAGCUGGUCCAAAGGCUGGAGCCCCGAAAAAAAAGACAAAGACAGGCGAGCCCCCAGCUGCCACCCAAGAUGCCGCUGCCAGCCAGCCCGAGCAAACUGCAAAAGAGCCGGAGGCUCCGGAGGACUGA